GCGCAGCACAGCCGUCAUGGCGGAGGCCGUCUGGAGCUCUGACACCGGGGAGGCCGUGUACCGCUCCCGGGACCCCGUGCGCAACUUGCGCCUCCGAGUCCACCUGCAAAGAAUUACAUCAGGCAACUUUCUCCAUUACCAGCCUGCCACCCAGCCCGGGAAGGACCUCAUAGACUUGGCCACUUUUAGGCCCCAACCAACCGCCAGUGGUCAUCGCCCAGAUGAAGAUGAAGAGGAGGAGGUUGUGAUCAGGUGGCAGGAGAAGCUCUUUAGCCAGUUUGAGGUAGAUCUGUACCAAAAUGAAGCAGCCUGUCAGAGCCCUUUGGAUCACCAGUACCGUCAAGAGAUCCUGAAGCUGGAGGAUUCAGGUGGCAGGAAGAACCGGCGAAUCUUUACCUAUACCGACUCCGAUAGAUACACCAACUUGGAGGAGCACUGUCAGAAAAUGACCACCGCAACCAACGAGGUACCAUCUUUCUUGGUCGAGCGAAUGGCAAAUGUCAGGCGGCGGCGGCAGGACAGGCGAGGGAUGGAGGGCGGCAUCCUCAAGUCACGCAUCGUCACCUGGGAACCCUCAGAAGAGUUCGUCAGGAACAACCACGUUAUUAACACCCCUCUUCAGACAAUGUACAUCAUGGCAGACCUGGGGCCCUAUGGAAAGCUUGGCUAUAAGAAGUAUGAACAGGUCCUCUGUACUCUGAAGGUAGACAGCAAUGGUGUGAUCACAGUAAAACCUGACUUCACUGGCCUCAAAGGACCCUACAGAAUCGAGACAGAGGGGGAGAAGCAGGAGCUGUGGAAGUAUACUAUCGACAAUGUGUCGUCGCUCGCACAGCCAGAAGAGGAGGAGCGGGAACAGCGUGUGUUCAAGGACCUUUACGGCCGGCACAAGGAGUAUCUCAGCAGCCUUGUGGGCACUGACUUUGAGAUGACUGUCCCAGGUGCGCUCCGGCUCUUUGUAAACGGAGAGGUCGUUUCAGCCCAAGGCUAUGAGUAUGACAAUCUGUACGUCCAUUUCUUGGUGGAAUUGCCAACUAACUGGUCAAGCUCAGCAUUCCAGCAGCUUUCAGGAAUAACACAGACCUGUGCCACCAAAUCCCUGGGACUGGUAUGGAGGGACAAGGUGGCUUAUUUCUCCUACCCAUUCACAUUUGAGGCCUCCUUCCUCCAUGAGGAUGAGUCUGCUGAUGCUGUCCCGGAGUGGCCUGUGCUCUACUGCAAGGUCCUCUCACUGGACUUCUGGCAGAGGUAUCGCGUGGAAGGCUACGGGGCCGUGGUGCUGCCUGCCACCCCAGGCUCACACAUCCUGACAGUCUCCACGUGGAGGCCCAUGGAGCUGGGCACAAGGGCUGAGUUGAGGAGGUUUUUUAUCGGUGGUUCUCUGGAACUGGAGGACCUCUCCUAUGUGCGGAUACCAGGAACCUUUAAGGGGGAGCGUCUGAGCCGCUUCGGAUUCCGCACAAAGACCACCGGUAGUGUCACCUUCCGCUUACACUGUCUGCAGCAGUCCAGGGCCUUCAUGGAGUCAAGCUCCCUCCGGAAAAGGAUGCGGAGCGUGCUGGACCAUCUGGAAGGAUUCAGCCAGCAGAGUUCCAUUCACAAUGUGCUAGAAGCCUUCCGUCGAGCCCGGCGCCGCAUGCAGGAGGCCCGUGAAAGCCUUCCCCAGGACCUAGUGAGCCCCUCUGGAACCAUGGUCUCCUAGCUCGCUGCAGCUCUGGCCCUCAGGUGAAGGGGAAAAGCCUAGUGAUUUCUGAGGCCAGUGCUUUCCAGCCUCUUUGUCUUUCUUACUAGAGACCACAUUUACCUGCUGAGAACCAGAAGAGCUGGGAAUUCCCCAGGCCAGCUGCCCUGCCUAGCCCUCAGCAGGCUUUUCUCACUGCCAUGUGGGAAUAAGCCAGAGACCUGUGGCCCCCAUCUCUUCAUAUUCAGCUAUGUAAAUGACCAUCACAACAAGGCAGGCUAUGUGGCUGAAAGUAGUUUGGGGUGACCCCAUAGCUACUUACGUCCCCAACACAGACUCUUUUCUGGCCUGUCUCACAGUCUCAGUUGCAGAGAGGGCUGCAGAUCUUUCUGGCUCCACAAUCUUCUUUAAAAAUGGAGGCCCAUGAAAGAAGAGGAAGGUGAGAGAGGCCUGUGAGUCUUAGCCUCCUCUUUUCAGGUAGCCUUGUUUACUGCUUGGGGCUUGUCAGGUUUGAGAUACAACUUAUUUCUGGAAUAACUGAGGGCUGGAGGCAGUCCCCAGUUCUUUCUGCUAGCUAGAUGGUAUUUUUCAUUGUAUUUUUUGAACAUAAAAAAUGUUUUUAUACUGACUGAUGUUCAGUUGACUGUUUCCCAGCUUGGGUUGCUGGCAUGGCCGAGGUAUUUCCUGAAUAUUGUGACCCCAGUGCCUCUUCCAUUUUCUUUCUCUGCCUUGUCCUACUCCAGAGUAUUUCUUUCUGCUCUCUUGAUUUUGCCCCAAGGAGAAGCUUAGAGAUUAGUGCCAGGUUGUCUUAGCAGCACUCCUCUUAAACAUCUGGAGCAAAGCGUAGGGCAGGCCACACCCUCCCCAGCCGAACAGAAGGAGGGAAGCCCCUGCUCUCAGGAGCGCUUUAUUGGUAGAAGCAGAGAAACUGCUCAGCCUGCAGGCUCAAGAGGAUUGUGGGGUGGCUAUGGGCUGGGCCGAUGUGGUCUCACAGUCACUGGGGCGUGGCUGGGGAACAGAAGAAAGUGGCUGCAAGCCCUCCAGCUGACUCGUCUUGCCUGGGUAUCAAGGCCUCCUUGCUUGGCUCACAAGUCGUUGCACCUGGAAUGGAUUUAUAACCCAACACCUAAGAGGCUCCCAAGGCGUGUAGAUCCAUUACUGAUAGGACUUCAGCUGUGGCUCCCAGCCAAUGAGCUUGACUCUGUAGCCAGCAAAAGCAUCAGCAGGAUGUGGUUGCUCCAGGGGGAGAAGGAAGCCUUGUGGUCUUUCCCAGACUCUUUUGUCUGCAGAGGUUGGAGGCUUGGGAUAGACUCCUGUUGGGAGAAAGCAGAACUGGGUAAGUGAGGAACCUACUGGGAGUUGGGAAAUGGAGCUGCUUUAGUGUGGAGGUGACCAUGCUGAGACGAGUUGGACACUUCCCAAUUGUUCCCCAAAGUCCUAGGCCCUGGGAUUAACUAUCAUCCCAGAAGCUGGCACCCUGGGAAGCCACUGUCCCUAAUGACAAGUCCUGUUGUCUCUAAUUAGAGCCCUAAGAGGACUCAGCUGUCUCACCCCAGAAAGGGGAAGGAUGCAAGGGCCCAGGGCUGUUGGAGAAGGGCCUCUUCUUACCUGCAGAGGCUUUACGUGCCUCGCCAGGCUGACAGGUUCAACCUGGGGAUGCGGCUGCAACUCACAAAGUCCCGGGGAUAGGUGUUGGCCCUGAAGAUGUUCCUUGAAACAGUAGUGAUACCGGUAUUGUCACACACAAUUCGAGACAAGGAAACCUGUUCCAGAGCGGAGCGCUGUCUCUUGGUGAAGACACCCUGCUUCUGCCACCAAAACCUACCAUUCAAGACAUUCAAGAGAUGUGGGUGAAGUUUGGGGAGGAAUUAACUUAAAAUGCACACCUGUUGUGUGCCAGGUACUUUACAUUAUUUCAUUCAGUUGUCACAAAGUUCCUGCAAAAUAGGUGUUACAUUCCCAUUUUAUAAACGAAGAAACAGGUUCAGUAAUUAAGUAAAUUGAUGAGUAUUAAAUGCACACAGAGCAGCCAGGUCUGGACUUCAACCUAGGCGGUUGUUGUUAGGUGCUGUAGAGUCAGUUCCAACUCAUAGCGACCCUAAUGUACAACAGAACGAAACACUGCCUGGUCCUGCUCCAUCCUCACCAGCCUAGGUUAGUACCAAAAAUAAGGAGUUAGGUCUUAAGCCACAAGCUUAUUGAAGGGAACCCAGAUUUAGCCUUUUCGAUCCCUGCUUUCUGGAAUCUGCUAGCCUGGAAGAGCCAGGCUGACAAUUCUAUCUACUGGGUUAAAGGCGACUACGGUUCAGUAUCAGGGUUGCCUGGGUUAGUGGUAUCACUUCUCUGACCAAACUUCAGGGAGCCUCUUGGUCUCAGAUCCUAUGAACUUGGAAGAAAUGAAGCUAAAAAGAGCAGUUUUCCCCAUUGUUUACUUUCCUAGUGCUUUCUGUCACACCUCUCUGGUACUAAUCUCUUUUAGGCUAAUGCUGCCUGCUUACCUGUCUCCAUCUCGGGCUCUUCUAAACUGGUUCUCAAAAAGACAGGCCAGAAGAGGCCCCACUCGGGCCCCUGGCAAAAGAGGCUCUGCAAUGGCUCCAAUCCAGAUGUCGAUGUUGUCCGGUGUCCCAUACAGAUUCAGGAACUUCCUGGCCAAAUUCUGGUUUUUUAGCACCUGGCUAAGUUGUGCCAAAUUCCGAGGCUGGGAGAGUCCACAGAAGCGCCUCCAAGCAUUGUACCCUGAAAGGGGAGGGUGGGAGAAGCAGUUUUGGUUUCAUCCCUGCUGAAGCUCCCUUAGCUUCUGCUCCUCUCCAAGUUCUUCUGAGAGAAGGCUCAGUGGUCAGUCAGUAUUAGGCAGGAACAAGACGAUCUCUGGUGGCAGAAGAGGCCCUGAACCUUCCAAAGAACAAACCGUUGUCCUAAUUUUAAAUGUACACCUACGCUUUGUGUCCAUCAAACUGAGGGGUGCGUCCUAGUGUAGAAAGCUGUUGUGACCCAAAACUCAUAACCACAAAUCUGACAUUUAAUGACAUUAUCAUUGGGCUCAUAUGCAUGGAUUAGGCACAAAUAAGACAGUACCGAGAGCAUAAAAGAACCCUCCUUCAAGGGUUGUAGAAUGAAUGAAUGAACAGAUGAAUAAACACGUGAACAAACCAACAAACGAGCGUGGAAUAAGGUUCAUCUACUCAGAAAAGGACCACAUACUGAAUGAUUCCAUUUAAAUGCGAGGUGCAGAAGAGGCAAAUGCAUAGAGACAGAAAAUAGAUAAAGCGUUUGCCUGGAGUGGGGUGGGGAUGGGGAAUGACUGUUGUUAUGAGGUUUCUUUAGGGGGUGAUGAAAAUGUUCUGAUAUUAGAUUAUGGUGAUUGUUGUACAACUCUGCAAAUGUACUAAAACCAUUGAAUUGUAUACUUCAGACAGGUAAAACCCAACCCAGACUUCAGAAUAUCCCAAUAAAGCUGUUUUGUUUGUUUUGUUUUUAA
This is a messenger RNA of Loxodonta africana (African savanna elephant), 5159 nucleotides long. It is a transcript of the gene MKS1, whose product is annotated as MKS transition zone complex subunit 1. Lineage: Eukaryota; Metazoa; Chordata; Mammalia; Proboscidea; Elephantidae. Gene Ontology annotation, biological process: cilium assembly. Gene Ontology annotation, cellular component: MKS complex. The transcript has 18 exons. The record is from RefSeq and is a predicted model, not a curated record. The coding region runs from base 17 to 1702 and encodes 561 amino acids.